This is a messenger RNA of Erpetoichthys calabaricus (reedfish), 7669 nucleotides long. RefSeq names its product golgin A4 (gene golga4). Gene Ontology annotation, cellular component: Golgi apparatus. Bases 156 to 6959 code for a protein of 2267 amino acids. Gene Ontology annotation, biological process: Golgi vesicle transport. Lineage: Eukaryota; Metazoa; Chordata; Cladistia; Polypteriformes; Polypteridae. The transcript is spliced from 26 exons. The record is from RefSeq and is a predicted model, not a curated record. Gene Ontology annotation, molecular function: small GTPase binding.
UGAGGCGCUUUUCUCCACGUCGGCGGUACAGGCGCACUGUGUUCUUCCACCUGCGGGGGGGGGACAUGUAAAGUCAAGGGAACCAGGAAGACAGGAGUUUAUAGGACAUCUCAUAAUUACCGAUUUUAUGUUGGGAUUUGGCAAAAACAAGCGUCAUGAGUAUGUUUAAAAAACUGAAGCAGAAGAUCAGUGAGGAGCAGCUCCCGCACAGGACUGUCUCAUCGCCGGCACAUCAGACUCCUCCUAAAUCUGCAGCACAGCCUCCUGCUAAUAGGAGUCAUGCCUCAUCCUUAUCUAGCCGGCAGGAUGAAAGCACACUUACUCCAGAUGACAGAGAGCUGCUAGCUGGGAUGAUAGCAGAGCCUUCUUUUCUCUCUGAAUAUACUAUCUUUGCUCUGGACCAUACCAAACGACCUAAAGCAGAUCCAAUUGACAGUGUGAAUGUUAUGAAACCAGACUCUCCACACCCAGUGCUCGACAGCAGCAUUAAUGGAAAUGAAAUGAGCCCAGUACAGAAGGCAGAGACACAGUCCUUUGCCCAGAAACUUCAGCUUCGUGUUCCUUCUAUGGAGUCUCUUUUUCGCUCUCCCUCUAAGGAGUCUUUGGUGCGCACAGCCUCACGGGAAUCCUUGAAUCGCCUUGUGGACAAUGAUCCUCCUGGAACCCCGACUUAUGAUCCCCCCUCAGAUAUUGAAAGUGAAGCAGAGGACUCCUUAGGCAGCAUGGAAAGCCUAAACAAAGAACAGCUACUUCAAAGAUUACGCAGGAUGGAAAGAAGCUUGGGCAACUACCGAGGAAAAUAUUCAGAGUUGGUCACUGCCUACCGGACGGUACAGCGUGAUAAAGAAAAGGUACAGUCAAUACUGAGCCAAAGUCAAGAUAAAGCCCUUCGCAGAAUUGGUGAGCUUCGAGAGGAACUUCAGAUGGACCAGCAGGCUAAGAAGCAUUUACAAGAGGAGUUUGAUGCAGCUUUGGAAGAGAAAGAUCAGUUCAUCACUGUGCUCCAGACACAGGUAGCCUUGCUAAAGCAGAGAUUACAUGGUACUCAUAAUACCAUUGAUGUGCCUGUAGAAGAUGUAAAGAACACAGAGGGUCACAACGUAGCAUCUACUCCUCUGAGCCCCACUAUAGACGUAAUUGCAGAGAACAGCAGCCAGCCUGAAGAUAACCCUUUGAAUGUGGAAGCCCUUCAGAAAAGAGUUAAGCGACAGGAAAACUUGCUGCAAAGGUGUAAGGAGAUGGUUCGCACUCAGAAAGAGCGCUCAUUGCAGUUGAGCAGUGAAAAAGAUGCUCUGCAAGAGCAACUGCAGGAGCGUCUUCAAGAGCUGGAGAAAAUGAAAGAACUUCACACCAGUGAAAAGACUAAACUAAUUACUCAGCUUCGGGAUGCCAAAAACUUGGUUGAGCAGCUAGAGCAAGACAAGGGCAUGGUAAUUGCAGAAACUAAAAGGCAGAUGCAUGAAACUCUUGAGAUCAAGGAAGAGGAGAUUGUACAGCUUCGUUCUCGACUACAGCAGAGUACAGCAGAACUUCAAGAACUGAAAGAACAGAAAGAGAAGGUAGAGAAAUCUGCUUUUGAAGAGCUGGAGAAGGCACUGAGCACCACUAAUAAAGUAGAAGAGGAGACACGCCGUCAAUUGAAAGCCCAAAUGGAAGCACAGAUAAAGGCCAUAGAGGCUUCCAGUGAAGAGGAGAGGAAGAGCCUGCAGCAGGAAUUGACAAGAGUUAAACAAGAGGUGGUCGGCAUCAUGAAGAAAUCAUCUGAAGAUCGAAUUGUGGAGAUUGAGAAGGUACACUCAGAAACACUGGCCAGCAGAGAGGAAGAACUAAAACUGAGACUUGAAACACGAGAAGCUGAAUUUCAAGAACUGAUGCGAAUGGAAUUGGAAAAGUGUAGAAAUGAGUAUACACACAUGAUUCAGGAUAAAGAGCAGCAGUCAGCUUUGGCAUUAGAAGAGUUGGAGCUCCAGAAAUCCGCCCUUCAGUCCCAAAGUGAGAGUAAAUUGCGUGACAUGCAAGAAGAAAUGGAAGCACUCAGGACGAAGGUACUUGAACUAGAAAGUUUCCAGGCAAUGGCCUCUGAGGGUGCGGUACAAUUAGAAGCAGAGAAGGACAGACAUCAGGAAGAACAUAAGGUUAAAAUUGAAGAACAAUACAAGGAGCUUGAAAAAGUUAGAAAAGAAUCUGAGGAAAAGCAAGAAGCCUUACAACAAGAACAUUGUUCUGUCCUGAAGGAGCUACAGGAUAAACAUCAGCAACUUGAGGCUUCUCUGAAGGAAAAGGAGUCCCAGUUUCACGCCCAUAUUGAGGAGAUGAACCAAAAAACUCUAGAAAAAUUGGAUGUCAAGCAGAUGGAGCUUGAGGCACUCUCAGCUGAACUGUCUGAAGCAUUAACAGCACGGACCUUUUUAGAAGCUCAAGUGUCAGGUUUGAGUAAGACCAUAGAGUCAAUGAAAGUAGAGUAUGAGAGAAAAUUAGAGCAGGAGACGUCCCACUACAUAGCAGAACUGAAUGGUCUGAAGACCCAGCAUGAGCAGUCUUUAGGGGGAAUGGAGAAGACACUGAAAGAAGAACUUAACAACCUGAAAAUGGUUCUAGAGGAUAGAGAGAAGCAACUUGAGGUGCUCCAGUUAAAGGAACAGAAGCAAAUAGAAUACUCUGAAAAAGCCUGUCAGGAAUCUACUUUGAAACUGGAGGAGAUUGCAAACUGCCACCGUAACCAGCUCCAGGGGGCAUUAGAUGAAAAGAGAGUUGUAGAGGAACAGUAUCAGAAACUUGAACAACAGUUGGAAGAGUUGAGGGAAAAUCUUAAAAAUGUGUUGUCUGAAAAAGAGUCCCUCAUAGAAGCCAGUGCUAAACUGAAACAAUUGGAUUGUGAAGUAGAAAGCUACAAGAGCCGAGUCCAAGUCCAGGAGAAAACAUUAGCAGAGAUACAGACAGACUCAGACCAGAAGAUGUCUUCACUACAAUCACAGCAUGCUGUUGAAAUCGGAGAUUUGCAGCACCAUGUGGAAGAGCUAAAAAGGAACCUGGAACAAGAAAAGAAUUCUGUUGCUGAUAUGUUGGAGGAACAACUUCAGCAGAAAAAAAUGUUCACCCUAAAGUUUGAUGAACAGCACUCAAUGCAUGAGCAAAGACUGGAUGCCACAAAAACUGAAUAUGAGAAUAAGAUUAGAGUAUUGGAAGGGAAAAUGGACAAAAUAAAGCAGAAGGCCAAAGAGAUGCAAGAAAAGUUUAAGCAGAGGCUGUCAGAACAGGAGUCCAACCUAAAGGAGGAGCUUGGCAAAAGGCAAAAGGAAAUGAUAGAGAAAGAGAAAAAUUACAAUGAAAAGAUGACACAGAUGGCAAAAGCCAGUUCUGCAGGCCUUUCUGAUGCAGUGUCGCAAUUAGAUUCUGCUCAGAAGGAGCAGAUGGAGAAUUUACAGGCAGCACAUCGAAGAGAGCUGGAGGAUCUGAACGAAGACUGGAGGAAGAAACUCAAACAUCAGGAAGAGCAGAUGGUAGAGAAGCAUGAAUCUGAACAGCAAGAAAAAGUCUUGGAGUUGAAAGAGGUCAAAGAAAAGCUAGAAUCUCUACAGGAGGAGAAGGAGCGUUUUUUGCAAGAAGUGAAUCGCCUUCGUGAAGACUUGGUUAUAAGAGAGACUACAGUACAGAAACUACAGACAGAGUUAAAGGAAGCUGCGGGGCAGGUGGAAACUUUGUCCAAAGGGGAUGCUAUGCUUAAGGAGCAGCUUGAAGGUAUCGAGAAGAACCUGAGCCAAGCUUUAAGUGAACGAAAUACACUGCAGGACCAACUGGUAAAUAUGGAGGAUGAAAGCAAGAAUAAGAUUAAUGAAUUAAUGAGAAAGCUAGAACAGGCCAAUGAAGAAAUUGUUACUUUGAAAGACUUGCACAGCAGAGAUGGUGCAGAUCAUCAGAAGGUACUUGAUGAGAAAGUCCUUGAAAUUCAAACGAGAGAAGAGGAGUUCAAAAAGCUGUUAUUAAGAUUGUAUAAUGAAGUCUGCUCUAAGCUUGAAAUUAGUGUAGCCGAAUUAUGUGAUAAGUUCAACCUUAGACUCCGCUCCCUUAACGAGAGAAUAAUUGGAAACCAAAAAAGAACACUACUGCUUAAAGAUAACAUCCUAUCAAAGCAGGAUAGAAUUCACUGUUUAGAAGAGCAUCUUCAGAAUCAGGCAACAGAAAAGGGACUUCUAGAUGAUUCAUUGCAGCAGAAGAUGUGUCAGUUGCAGGAAAAAGAAAACCAAAUCAAAGCCUUAGAAGUGGAAAAAGAUUCUUUAAAAGAGGAUAGCAGUAGGUGUUUGCAGAGUUUGACAGAAAAAGAAGUUUAUGAGCAGCAACUCAGGAAGGAAUUGGCUGAUGCUGUUGAGGAGAAAACCUCUACCUUGGACAAACUGAAAGAAGAAAAUGGUCGUAUCUCCAUUCUGGAGAGUGAAAUUGUGGCAUUGGAAACCAAGUUAGCAAGCAGCGUAAGCCUCAUAGAGAAGGAAGAAGCUGUUUCUGAACUCACUAAACAGCAGCAGGAAGAGCACAAGAGCUUAGCAUAUCAAAUUCAAAUGCUAACGGAGAGUUUGGAUGCCUUAAACCAAGACAAGACUGCGGCUGUUAACCAUGCAGAGCAAUGGAAGAACAAGCUCUCUGACUGGAAGAAAAAAGCAGAGUCUAAGUUUACUCAAAGCCAAUCCACAAUUAAAUCUUUGCAAAGUAAACUAGAUGAGGCAGAAAAGCAGCUCAGGAUUAAAGGUGAACAGCUGGAGCAGCUUACUGCAAAUACUGAAAAGCAUAUUCUCAGUAAGUCUGAGGCAGACCAGAUGGUGAAAGAGAAAGAAAAGCAGAUAGAAGAAUUAACUAUAGAGAUACAAGACUACAAUGCAAGACAGAAAAAACUGGAAGAGGACUUACAGCAAUUGAUAGCAGAAAUGCAGCAGAAGAACCAUGUAACUGAAACAGAGAAAAAAGAGCUUCUUGUGCAGCUUCAGGAGGCAACGACACAGGUCUCUGAUAAAAACAACAUUAUUGAUAAAAUGGAGAUAAAAUUGAAAGACUUGCAGAAUUUGUCUGAAUCACUUCAGAAGCAGAUUCAGACUCAGCAAGAAAAUUUUGAGAACAGCCAAGCUGAAACUAUGCAAAACAAGAAGGAUGAGAUGAAAGCUAUCGAAGACCGGUUUUCUGCAGAGAAUGCAGUCAAGUUGACUGAUUUGAAAAAGAAAGCAGAGCAGAAGAUUGCUAUGCUAAAGAAGCAGUUUACCACCCAGGUAGAGGAAAAGGAACUAGAGAUUAGGAACCUAGAGGCAGAGAUGCAGACACUGAAGGACAAACUAUGUGCGGAACAAGAGACCAUUAAGGAUUUACAAGACCAAACAAGGGAAUCCCAGAACAGCAAGGAAGAAAUGAAGAUCCUUUUGGAGAAAGCAAAAGAAGUCAGUGAGCUGGAGAAAGAAAUAUGUUUGCAGAACCUCAAGGAGGUGUAUGAGGAGAAAAUAUGCUCUCUUCAGAAUGCCUUAGCUAUCAAAGAGCAAAAAGUUACAGAAAGUCUUAUAGAAAAACAGGAAGCAGAAAAGACUGAAUGCAAUAAGCAAGAGGAGCUACUUGGCAGGCUGCAGGAGCAGGAGGAGGAAAAGCUUCGCCAGGUGACUGAGAUUAAAACUCUGCAAGCCCAAUUGCUCGAACAGAUAGAAAAGCAUUCUGCUCUGCUCUCUCAACAGGAAGAACACAGUGCAGCAUUUGCCGACCUUCAGAAGCAACUCCAAGAGAAAGAGGUGAAACUUCAGGAACUGAAUGACAGUGUAGACAGUUUAGAGAAACACUUGCAGGAAAGAGAAACAUCAGAGAAAUCUUGGGAGCAGAAAUAUAGAGAAAUACAAAAAUUGGCAAGUAAGGAACAAGAGGACUUUGCUUUAGAAAAAGAAUGCUUGGCUAAAGAGCAUGAGGCAAAGUUGAAAAGUCUACAUCAGCAGCUGGGAGAUACAGAGGCACUUUUGGAAGCGUAUCAGACAGGUACUGAAGAGAAAACAAAGGCGGAUGACGACCUUCAGAAACUGAUAUCUGAUAUGAGAACCCAGCAGAAAGAGUUGCACACCAAAUUAGAGGAGGCUGAAAGUGAGAAGCAAAAGUUUCGCAAAGAUGUGUCAAGGCUGCAGAAGGAUAUGAGAUCAUUGCGAAAGGAGCAUCAACAAGAGCUGGAAUAUGUGAAAAAGGAGAUCCAUGAAGAAAAUGAAAAAAAGCUCAAAUUGGAGUUGGAAGACUUAGAAAUGAAGCACAGUUCAACCUUGAAACAGCUAAUGAGAGAAUUUAACACUCAGAUAGCAAAGAAAGACCAAGAGAUGGAGACUGCUGUCAAGGAAGCUAUAAGCAAAGCCCAAGAAGUAGAGGGUGAGUUAUUGCAGUCUCAUCGGGUGGAGGUCAAUCAGUUGCACAAAAGCAUUGUCCAGAAAGAGGAUGACCUUAAUAGAACUGCCAGGAAAUAUGAAGAGAUCUUACAGAGCCGAGAAGAAGAAAUGACAGUCAAAGUGGAUGAACUACAGAAAUUAACAGAAAAGCUUCAGGCUGAGCUGAAUACUGAGAGGAACCAAAAGAUUGAAGGGGUUAAUGUGAAAGAGAUUCAGGCACAACUGGCACAGAAGACUACUCUUCUCAGUGAAGCCAAAUUGAAGGAGCAAGCUUUCCAUGAGAAAAUUCAUACUUUAGAAGAUAAGCUGAAAAUUCUUCACAGAAACUCUGUGGUUACACAUUUUGGAACUCCAUACAAAGAUGGGAAUCACCAUGGUGAUAGUUUAUCUGAACCAACAGAGUUUGAGUACCUGAGAAAAGUGAUUUAUGAAUAUAUGAUGGGUCGAGAGACAAAGACAAUGGCUAAAGUCAUCACUACAGUUCUUAAAUUUCCACCAGAUCUAACUCAGAAGAUUCUAGAGAAGGAAGAUUCUAGACCUCUGUUUGCUUCACCUCACAGUGGCAUCUUCUGACCAAAAAAAGUCAAAUCUUCCAAUGCUUGGUAGCGUGGUGACCUGGCUGCGCUGAUAAUGAGGACUCAACAACGUGUGUACACUUGACUGUGUGAAGAGAUGCAUUGCAAGUCCUGAAGCUGGUGUAUUGGAGCGUGGCUUUUUCCUUUUCCACCUACCUUAUCUUUUUGUUUGAUGAAUUUUGAGAAAUCACCAAGUAGACUAAACCGACCAGGUAGCCCAUCACCUUAGUAAACUGACCAUGAACUGCUGAUGGCCUCCUUGUCACUGUUCUACAUGAAGAUUAAUAUACUGUAAUCAGUAAAGCAAAUCAUGCAUUUAUUCUGGGAAUCUGUGGUUAAUUAAGACUUUUGUUUGGGUUAAAUAUAAUUAUUAUUUUAUUUUACUUGGAGGCUUUUUUCUUUUUUGAAUGAGUACUGUCGGAUGGAUUGUGCAAUAAGUGGAAGGUUUUGCCUAUUAGCCUGUAUGAUAAACAUUUUCACCUGAUAUUUAUACAGCUUCUCCUCUUCUUUGCUCCUUGGCUUUUAUGGAAACGGCACUGGACUGAGGUACCUUGUUUGUCUACCAUUGCUUUUGUACUUUAUAUUUUCUGGAACAUAGAAAUAUUCUACUGUAAAUUGUAAAUAACAUAUCUGUAACAUAGGGCAAAUUGUGAAUGUUGCUAUGUUAAUAAAUUUGGAAAAGAGUUAAUAAAGAUUUUAUUUACAGUA